This is a messenger RNA of Phoenix dactylifera (date palm), 1396 nucleotides long. The record is from RefSeq and is a predicted model, not a curated record. Lineage: Eukaryota; Viridiplantae; Streptophyta; Magnoliopsida; Arecales; Arecaceae.
UAUAAUUAUAGUGACAAUUAUAGUGAUGUAAUUAUAUAAUUAUGCUAAGAUAGUCUCGUAUAUGUGCAGCAUACUACCUAAACCCCCGGUUUCAGUACAGUAUAGAUGGAAUUAGUAUGGAUGAAACACUUCUGGAUGCUUUGCGUAAUGUGAUUUACAAGAUGGAGCAUGAUCCAGAAAAAGCGGCCCUAUGUCUUGAAGAGAGCAAAUUAUUUAGAGAAGGCAGCUACAGUUUUGGCCAACGAGCGGCUGUCGUCAGCAAACACAAUAUGAAUUCAGGUAUAUGACACAUCAGGAAAACAUUCACCUGAUGUCUUUUAGUUACUAUUAUGGAACUAUCAUACAUGUAAUUUUCAUAAAUAUUUUUGCAACUAAAUGGUGGGUGCAUUUUGGCGGAUCUGUGAGAAAUCUAAAGCGGAUAGCUAUCCGAAUCCUCUCCCAAACAAUUUUCUCUAGUGAAUGUGAGCGCAAUUGGUCCACCUUCGCCCUUAUCCACAGCAAACAAAGAAACCGUUUGACGCAAAAGCGCCUCAACAACCUUGUUUAUGUGCAUUACAAUUUGCGGUUGAGACUAAAGUGCAUACAAGAGGAAGUGGAGCUCAAGUAUACAGAUCCGAUUUACGGAACCUUCACCGCUGAUAACGAUGAUCCACUACUCGGCUGGCUUGUAGGCCAGCAGCAGGAGCCCGAGCUUGACGAGCCAGGAUCGCCUCCACGACCGGCUACCUUCAUAGCCACCGAAGCUGGGGUCGAUCCAAAGCAAUGGGCUGAGCGCAAUAUUCCACGCACUCUCAGAGCUGAUCAGUCGCAGGCACAGGGGAGCCAGACAGAGAGGGCCAGGAAAGAAAAACAAAGGGUCCCAAUGGAGAGUGUCGAGGAAGAGACUUGGACUAGCAGCGAUGAAGGUUCUGGUGAUGAUGGAUCUUCUAACCAUGGAGGGAGCGGAGGACAGUAUGGUACUCAUGAGACACAGCCGGAGGGUGGUCUUUAUUUCACCGGUGAGUCCCAAUUUACGGAUGCUACACAGGAUACGGACCACGGUCGACCACCUGAUAGAUUUCGUGAGGAUAUCAUUGGAUAUAGAAGACGGGCUCCUCGAGGUUGUUCAGGAAGACAGAAUACGACUGCAGAUCCGACAACAUAAGGAUACGGAUUCUAUUAUCCACAGCCUCAGCCUGACGAAUAUGGAUAUGAUGCAUUGGAUUUUGUUUCCGCCAUAUUUGGAUGGGCCCCUACACAAUCAGAAGACACCUCUCAGAGCCAGAGCGUGAGCGAGAGAUCCGACAGUUCUUAUAACCUGGCGCGCGUUCCUUCUGAUUGGGUUGAUUUGCCUCCUCCUGAUUAUACUUAUGAUCCGGAUAUCUACGAGAGCCAUCGGCACUCGUCCCGAUUUUAG